Molecule: messenger RNA, 3843 nt
Organism: Phycodurus eques (leafy seadragon)
Lineage: Eukaryota; Metazoa; Chordata; Actinopteri; Syngnathiformes; Syngnathidae
Gene: aars1
Product: alanyl-tRNA synthetase 1
Exons: 20
Coding region: 124-3024 (966 amino acids)
Biological process (GO): alanyl-tRNA aminoacylation; tRNA modification
Cellular component (GO): mitochondrion; cytoplasm
Molecular function (GO): nucleic acid binding; amino acid binding; aminoacyl-tRNA deacylase activity
Source: RefSeq, a predicted model, not a curated record
GCAGCCGGGGCGUGUCGGCGAGCGGUGGGCUUUCCUUGUGGUGGAGCAGCGUGGGCACACAGCAGAGUGUUCGGGAUCCGAAAACCGACUUAAUUCUGCGACGUCAUCUAGAGCCGAUUCAGAAUGGAUUCUUCUUUGAGAGGUGCUCAAAUCCGCCAGAGGUUCGUCGACUUCUUCUCUCGCUAUGAGCACCGGUACGUGCAUUCGUCAUCCACCAUCCCGCUGGAUGACCCCACGCUGCUGUUCGCCAACGCCGGCAUGAAUCAGUUCAAGCCCAUCUUCCUCAACACUAUUGACCCAUCCCACCCCAUGGCGAGGCUACGUCGCGCAGCUAACACCCAAAAGUGUAUCCGUGCGGGAGGAAAACACAACGACCUGGACGAUGUGGGUAAAGACGUUUACCAUCACACCUUCUUCGAAAUGUUGGGGUCCUGGUCCUUCGGGGACUACUUCAAGCAUCUGGCCUGCAAGAUGGCCCUGGAGCUGCUGACCGAGGAGUUUGGCAUUUCCAUUGACCGCCUGUACGUCACCUACUUCGGUGGCAACGACGACGCUGGGCUGGAGGCUGACUUGGAGUGCAAAGAAAUCUGGAUGGCUCUCGGGAUGGAGGAAGCUCGCAUCCUGCCAGGCAGUAUGAAGGAUAACUUCUGGGAGAUGGGAGACACUGGCCCCUGCGGUCCUUGCAGUGAGAUCCACUACGACCGCAUUGGCGGGAGAGACGCCUCCCACCUGGUGAACAUGGAUGACCCAAACGUCCUGGAGGUGUGGAACCUGGUGUUCAUUCAGUUCAACAGAGAGUCUGAGACGACGCUGAAGCCGCUGCCGAAGAAGAGCAUCGACACGGGGAUGGGCCUGGAGCGCUUGGUGUCUGUGCUGCAGAACAAGAUGUCCAACUAUGACACUGACCUCUUCGUUCCAUAUUUUGAAGCGAUUCAGAAGGGUACCGGCGCUCGGCCGUACACCGGCAAAGUAGGCGCCGAGGACGCCGACGGCGUCGACAUGGCGUACCGCGUGCUGGCCGAUCACGCGCGCACCAUCACCGUCGCCCUUUCAGACGGCGGGCGGCCCGACAACACCGGAAGAGGCUACGUUCUGCGGAGAAUCCUGCGCCGCGCCGUACGUUAUUCCCAUGAGAAGUUGGGCGCUCAGAGAGGUUUUUUCGCCUCGCUGGUGGAUGUGGUGGUCCAUUCUCUGGGGGACGCGUUUCCCGAAUUGAAGAAAGACCCAGAAAUUGUGAAGGACCUUAUAAAUGAGGAGGAGGCACAGUUCCUCAAAACUCUCAGCAGGGGGCGACGUAUCCUCGAUCGGAAGAUCAUGAGUAUGGGAGACAGUAAAACCAUCCCAGGCGACACCGCGUGGCUGUUGUACGACACGUACGGCUUCCCUCUGGACUUGACCUCCCUCAUCGCGGAGGAGAAAGGCAUGGUGGUGGACUUGGCCUCCUUUGAGGAGGAGAAGAAGGCCGCACAGUUGAAGUCCCAGGGUAAGGGUGCAGGAGAUGUGGACCACAUCAUGUUGGACAUCUAUGCCAUCGAAGAGCUGAGAAAUAGGAAUAUCCCCGCCACAGAUGAUUCUCCCAAAUACAAAUACGCCUCUGAUGAAAAUGGCACCUACGAGUUCCCGCAGACGUCGGGCACGGUGUUGGCCCUGCGCCGCGACCGCGCCUUCUGCGACCAAGUGACCACGGGUCAGAAAUGCGGCGUGCUGCUGGAUCAGACGUCUUUCUACGCCGAGCAGGGCGGCCAGACGUUUGACGAGGGCUACUUACUUCGAGAGGAUGAUAACACAGAGGACCGCAUGGAAUUCUCCGUGACGAACACGCAGGUUAGAGGAGGUUAUGUUCUCCACGUGGGCACCAUUUAUGGAACUUUGACGGUCGGAGACCGUGUCACCUUACACGUGGACGAGGCUCGUCGUAGGCCCGUCAUGAGCAACCACACUGCUACGCACAUCCUCAACUUUGCUCUAAGAGGAGUUUUGGGCGAGGCAGACCAGAGGGGGUCCUUGGUGGCGUCAGACCGACUUCGCUUUGACUUUACUGCUAAAGCCGCCCUGAGCACGGGCGAGGUCCGGCGGACAGAGGAGAUCGCCUGUGCUAUGAUAAGGGAUGCCAAGCCUGUUUACGCCAUGGAUGCCUCCCUCGCUGAAGCCAAGGCCAUUCAGGGUCUGCGCGCUGUGUUCGAUGAGACGUACCCCGACCCUGUCCGGGUGGUGUCCGUCGGCGUCCCUGUUCAGGACCUGCUGGAUGACCCCGACGGUGCCGCCGGUUCCCUCACCUCGAUUGAGUUUUGCGGUGGAACCCACCUGCAGAACUCCGCUCAUGCUGCGCCAUUUGUCAUCGUCUCAGAGGAGGCCAUCGCUAAGGGCGUUCGUCGCAUUGUUGCGGUGACGGGAAGCGAGGCUCAGAAGGCUCAGAGGAAAGCAGACACGCUGAACCAAGCGCUGGCAGCCCUGGCAGACAAAGUCAAGCAGCAAACCGUACCCAACAAGGAUGUGCAGAAAGAGAUUGCAGACGUGACGGAGUCGAUCGGCACUGCAGUGAUCUCGCAGUGGCGGAAGGAUGAGAUGAGGGAGACCCUAAAGGGCUUAAAGAAGACCAUGGAUGACCUGGACCGCUCCUACAAGGCGGACAUCCAGAAGAGAGUCCUGGAGAAGACCAAGGAGGUGAUCGAGAGCAACCCCAAUCAAGCACUGCUGGUGAUGGCGAUGGAGACUGGCGCCUCAGCCAAGGCUCUCAAUGAGUGCCUGAAGGUGCUGAAGUCCAACUCCCCUCAGACCGCCGCCAUGCUCUUCGCCGUGGACCCUGAUGCCAGCAAGGUCAUCUGCCUGUGUGAAGUCCCUCAGGAAAAAGCCAACCGUGGACUGAAGGCCAACGAGUGGGUUCAGAAGUUGUGCCCCCUGAUGGACGGUAAAGGAGGCGGCAAGGACAUGUCAGCACAGGCCGCUGGUCGCAACACACAGUGUCUGCAGGAGGCGCUGCAGAUGGCCAAGCGGUUUGCAACGCUCAAGCUGGGAGAGAAUUAAGAUACGGGCUAAGAGGGAGGAAGAGGAGCCAGUCAAGUGUCAUGUGCUAUAAAUAAAUGGGGAAGAUUGGAGCAUCAGCUCAUCUGCUCCUUUAAAUCUGAUUAGGAACGGAAGAGCACUGGUUCUUGCUGACGACGCGGUGGUGGCGACUUUCGGGAGCGGAUUUGUUAAUUUAGCGCCCUCAAAAUGUAUAUCUGUGGGAAUGACACAUUUUAAAUGAGUUAAUGGCAACAUCUCAUGGCGUACGUACACUGACGGGACAUCGCAGGCAGCGUAGAUGGCCUGUGAUUUCUUUUGCAUGCUCGCGUACAGACGACAGGAAAGGGAUUUACAAUCCCGGAGUUUGACUCGGGUAGUGCAGAAAUGUGACAAUUUUCUGUUUUGAGCAUUAACUUCCAAUCUGUGCAGCCCUUCUCUUAUUCAUUGCAGUCUUGUAAAUGUCCAAACAUCCCUGAAAGCACUUUGUCUUCCUGACGAAUUGGCCAACAAUUCGCAAUGCUUUAGCUCAGCCUCAUUGUUCGGAAACUUUGUGUCAGCUGCCUAAACUCAGGGCCAUGGCGCAGUCAGUCCCUUUUGUGCGAGUCAGAUGAUUGGAUGAACUGGAGCGGUAUCAUUGCUUGUGAAAUGAAGAAACCCUCAGGUCACAAGUGCUAACGGUCCAAUCUAGUAAAUCACUAACUUUGUAUGUCCUGUGCAAAGGAUCAUGUUCUGCUUUCAGUAUAUGUAACUUCAUUUUUUUUUUUAUCACGUCAAUGCGCAGUAUUUAAAUUGUCGUAUCAAAGCUGUUCCGUGGGAUUCGAAUAAAUUGUUCUGCCCUGC